GGAAGUGGGCAGAGAGAGAGGUUGGUUUGUGCAGCAAAGGAAGACAGAUAAGAGUGCGAGUGGGUGAGGGAAGGGCUGCAGAUAUCCUAGUUCUGAAGGUGGUUUUCUGGCCAACGUAUCAAAGCUUCAAUGCUGCUCCUGAUCCUUCUACUCUUCAACGGAUUUGGCUACUGUGGUGGAAGCACAGAUGCUCCCCAGGCUUUAGGAUUGCAUCAUCCUGCGGCAGAAGAGCCCCUCAUCUUCCAUUUACUCCAUAUUGCCUCCUUCAAGAACCAUAGCUGGGCACAGAGCCGGGCCUCAGCCUGGCUAGGUGAUCUGGAGACUCAUAGCUGGGACACUGUCUUGGGCACCAUCCGAUUUCUGAAGCCCUGGUCCCAAGGAAACUUCAGCAAGGUGGAGCUGAAGAACCUCCAGGCACUUUUCCAGCUAUAUUUCCGUGGCUUCACCAUGGAAGUGCAGGCCUUUGCUCAUCAGUUUCAGUUUGAAUACCCCUUUGAACUUCAGAUAUCAGCUGGAUGUAGUUUGCAUCCUGGGCAGGCUCCGGAGAGCUUCUUAAAUGGAGCAUACCAAGGAUCUGAUUUGCUGAGUUUCCGAGGAAGUUCAUGGGAGCCAUCUCCAGGAGCAGGAAGUCGGGCCCAGAAUGUCUGUGAGGUGCUCAAUCGCUACCAAGAUAUUAAGGAGAUAGUGCACAGCAUCCUCAGUGACACCUGCCCUCAAUUUCUGGCAGGCCUCAUAGCAGCAGGAAAGUCAGAGCUGGAACGUCAAGUGAAGCCCGAGGCCUGGCUGUCCAGUAGUCCCAGCUCUGGGCCUGGCCUUCUGCAGCUGGUGUGCCACGUCUCUGGCUUCCACCCGAAGCCCGUGUGGGUGAUGUGGAUGCGGGGUGAGCAGGAACAGAAGGGCACUCAGCGAGGGGACGUCCUGCCCAAUGCUGAUGAGACCUGGUAUCUCCGAGUGACCCUGGAUGUGGCGGCUGUGGAGGCAGCAGGGCUGUCUUGCCGAGUGAAGCACAGCAGUCUAGGAGGCCAUGAUAUAGUCAUCCACUGGGGUGGAUACUCCAUUCUCUUGACACUGGUGUGUCUGACUAUAAUAGUCACCCUGGUCAUGCUGGUUGUACUAGGAUCAUGGUACCAAAAGCAGAGCUCAAAUCAGAAUGCCCUCUCUUCCGGUGUAUCCAGCUGCACUUUUCCCUUGGAAAACAACACCCAGUGCCCCAGAAGUUUGGUCCAUCAGCUCUGCUUGGCACAAGAAUCAUGGAUCAAAAACAGAAUCUUAAAGUGGAAAAGAAGCCGAAACCAAUUCUUCUGACCUUAGUUUGUAUUAUUCAUAAAAUCUUUGUCUGCUUCUUAAAUAU
Fukomys damarensis (Damara mole-rat) is the source of this 1351-nucleotide messenger RNA. It is a transcript of the gene Cd1e, whose product is annotated as CD1e molecule. Gene Ontology annotation, molecular function: exogenous lipid antigen binding; endogenous lipid antigen binding; lipopeptide binding. The transcript is spliced from 6 exons. Gene Ontology annotation, biological process: antigen processing and presentation, endogenous lipid antigen via MHC class Ib; positive regulation of T cell mediated cytotoxicity; antigen processing and presentation, exogenous lipid antigen via MHC class Ib. Bases 130 to 1305 code for a protein of 391 amino acids. The record is from RefSeq and is a predicted model, not a curated record. Gene Ontology annotation, cellular component: external side of plasma membrane. NCBI's taxonomy places the organism in Eukaryota, Metazoa, Chordata, Mammalia, Rodentia, Bathyergidae.